GAAGAAAGCGUCAGUUCGUGCGGAACAAAAUAUACUGAACGAUCCUAGUCUCCUAGAGUAUUUAUUUUUUUUUUUCCUUAUAUUUCGAUAUCAAAGUAUAAUUCGAGAUUUUGUUUAUUUUUAUUUUUUGUUGUCUUUUUUUCUUUUGUUCUUUUUCUUUCUCAUUCAACGUCGUACGAUUUCAAUAUUCAUUCAAUAAUAUUACAAUGUUAUUCUCGUGAUCAUUCGAGUACAAAUAUGUUUGCAAAAUUUGGUCUUAUUUUCUCUUGUGCGAUCGUCUACGUUCAAGGUAGAUCUAGAAAUGAUUUGUCGAGUGAAGGAACGUUUGAUAAUUCGUGUGACUUCGAUGAUACUCAAAAAUAUUACGAUUCCAAGGAUUUAUUACGAUGCAUGAAUUUCUUAGCCACGUAUUUGGAAAUACGUGAGAUCGAUAGAUCGACCAAGAAUGAAUAUAAUAGUCGAUUAUAUUCCGGACAAGAUUCUCCAUGGACUGAUUUGAUCGUAUCCUUGUUUAACGGCAUAUCGAAACCGGAUUAUCAGAUUCCACAAUUUUCAGAUACAGUAUCCAGUCAAUACCAAUCAAGUCAAUAUCCAACUACAGUAGGUGGACUUUUUGGCUCCUCGGGGAUUCUUAAUAUAAACCUUUUCGAGGCUCUUCAUUCGAUAUCUCGUUACGAUGAUCUGAAGUGCGUUCCCAGAAUACUUUGCGAAAUGGCGAGUGGUGUUACGCCAGGUGAAUUGAUAUACCGACGAGACACGAACAUGUUUAGCGGUAACAAUAUAUUAUUGAGGUUAUUAACAAAUUUAAAUUUUGCCGAGUCAUCUCCAAUUUUGAACUUUGGAAAGGCCGCUCUUUUAGGAUAUACAAGUAAAAAUAAUCCUAGAAAUUGCUAUCAAGAGUAUCCACAAUGUCCUAGUAAUCCUGAUCAGCUGAUUCAUUAUCUUAACAAUCACAACGGUGGAUUCUUUCGAUUUUUCAAUAAAUUUAAUCACGGAAAUAAUCCUUAUGCGAGACCUUAUAUCGUUCAAAACAAACAGAAUAAACCGUCUUCGAUAAAAUUUGAUUUCAAAAUCGAUUCCGAUCGGACUGGAACGGGUGAACUCAAGUUCGAUUCCAUCACUGAGAAUGACACUCGACAUUAUGAGCCUCGAAUAAAAAAUCAAAUAAAUCGCAUUAUAUUUCCAGAUGACGAAAGAUCAACGAUAUUCGUUGAAAUUUCGAAUAGAUUGCCUAAGACAUUGUUAAAUUUGGAUAAUAGCGAUACCAACGAUGAUAAUGACUCACAUAACGGCUCGAAUUUUUUUCCUCAGGUAAUCAAAAUGGAAAAAAAAGAAAGAAAGAAAGAAACAACAAAUGAGAGAAGAAAAAUACGAGGAAUCUAAUCUACUUUAUUCUUCGUCUCAACCAUUCUCAGAAUCAUCGUUCAAAACCUUCGUAUUUCCGGACGAUUGAAGAAGAAAGGUUAUUCCUGUGAUUUCACUUCGAUGACCAUCUUUAGUAAUCUAGAACGAUAAAGAAUCUUUUAAGAAAAAAAUCUAUAAAAUUAUCUUAAUCAAUAAGAUAGAUUAAUUGUUCUUUUUUUAUUUUUUUAUUUUUUUUUAUUUUUUACAACGACAUUAGAAUCCCCUCUAAUCUUAUUUUUAUUAAAAUAACAAGAAAAAAGAAAAAAAAAAGCAUUGAAUGUUUGAUAAGUUUCUCAUUGACGUUACCUCUGCUAUUUUUGCAAUCAAUCGUUUCAUCAUCUCCUUAUAAUAAAUCAAUUUGAAUCUUU
Molecule: messenger RNA, 1772 nt
Organism: Vespa crabro (European hornet)
Lineage: Eukaryota; Metazoa; Arthropoda; Insecta; Hymenoptera; Vespidae
Exons: 6
Coding region: 238-1383 (381 amino acids)
Source: RefSeq, a predicted model, not a curated record